This is a messenger RNA of Sporothrix brasiliensis 5110, 3936 nucleotides long. RefSeq names its product histone deacetylase HOS3. The transcript has a single exon. The record is from RefSeq and is a predicted model, not a curated record. NCBI's taxonomy places the organism in Eukaryota, Fungi, Ascomycota, Sordariomycetes, Ophiostomatales, Ophiostomataceae. Gene Ontology annotation, molecular function: histone deacetylase activity. Gene Ontology annotation, cellular component: nucleus. The coding region runs from base 1 to 3936 and encodes 1311 amino acids.
AUGUCCUCGGUCGAGGCGACGCCGCAGCGCCGGCAGUCGACUGCAUUCGGUGGCGCCGCCGGCGCAAAUGCCACCGGCAACAACAUCACCAACAAUCCCCCGAAUAGCCUCAGUACGAACAACCACGCCAACGACGCCAACAACGCCGACGAGCCUCUCUCUCAAUCCCUUCGACAGCUGUCCCUCUCCACCGGCACACCUGUAAAGUCCAAGUCGCCGUCGCCCUUGUCGCGCGCCACCUCCUCCACCAAUGGUCCACCUUCCGGCAGCCCGCGCUCUCCGAGUGUCGCUGGCAGCCGCCGCCACAGCACCACGCCGCGCAGUCCGCUGCCCAACGGCCGUGAGUCGCGCGCCGGCACGCCUGGUCUGCUGCGAAAGGCCUCCUUGAACUCGCUCCACAGUGGCAGCAGCAUCAACGGCAGCAGUCCCGGCAAGGGCCUCGCGCGGCGCACGAGCGCCUCCAACCUCAAAUCCCCCUCGCCCGGAACGCCGCUUCGGUCGCCUUUGCUCAGCAGUGGCCACGGCUUCGAGACGCUCCGCGAAGAGCAGCAGCGCCAGCGACCACCCCGCCCACCGCCGCCCACCGCUGCCGACAUCGCCCGCAGCCACUUCCAGGCCGAACUGGCCCGUCACCGCAGCCCCGACGACGAUCUGCACCACAGCUCGCACACCGUCGUCAUCCUGCACGAUGCUUGCUACGGCCACCGCUUUGCCCGCCCGCGCACCUCCCGCGCCAACCUCAGCACCAUUGUCGAGCGCCCCGAGCGCAUUCAGGCCUGUGCCGUCGGCGUGUCCGCGGCCUACGUGCGUCUCGGCGGCCGCCAUGCCGACGCCGACUACAUGCCUCACCCCCGGCUCGACCCCUCCUCGAUUCCCGCAUCUGCCGUGCCCUUCCGCAUCCACAAGACCACCCGUGCUCUGCCCCUGCAGUCGCCCGCCGUCACCAAUGUCCAUGGCACCAAGUGGAUGGAGGAGCUCAAGAUCAUGUGCGAUGCCGCCGAGGCCAAACUCGCCCUCAACGGCAAAGAACUGCAGCGCCCAGACAUGGAUCGGGGCCCGCCGCACCACCACGCCGCACCCGCCCGCUUACACGAGGGUGACCUGUAUCUGUGUUCUGAGUCGCUGCAGGCUUUGGAGGGCGCCCUGGGCGGUGUGUGCGAGGCUGUCGACACGGUGUUUGAUUCAGCCUCGCAGAGCCGCCGCGCUUUCGUCGCCAUCCGUCCGCCGGGCCACCAUUGCUCGGCCGACUGGCCCUCGGGCUUCUGCUGGAUCAACAAUGUCCACGUCGGCAUCAUGCACGCCAUCCUUUCUCACGGCCUGACCCACGCCGCCAUUGUGGAUAUCGACCUGCACCACGGUGACGGUUCCCAGGCCAUUGCUUGGCAGCACAACGCCCGCAGUGCCUCGGCCACCAAGAACGCGGCCGCCUGGAAGAAGACGUCCAUUGGCUACUUCAGUCUGCACGACAUCAACUCGUUCCCUUGCGAAUCGGGCGAUGACGACAAGGUGCGGAAUGCCAGUUUGUGCAUUGAAAAUGCCCAUGGCCAGACUGUCUGGAACAUCCACCUCGAGCCCUGGAAGUCCGAGGCCGCCUUCUGGGCACUCUACGCCGACAAGUACACCGCCCUGCUCCACAAACUGCGUGCCUUUUUCCGCAACCAAGCCGUGCAGCGUGGCGAAGGCAGUAGCGAUCGAAGUGCCAUCUUCAUUUCGGCUGGCUUCGACGCCAGCGAAUGGGAGACGUCCAGCAUGCAGCGCCACAAGGUUAACGUGCCCACCGAGUUUUACGCCCGUUUCACCCGUGAUGUUGCCCAGAUCGCCAACGACGAGUGUGCUGGCCGCGUCGUCAGUGUCCUGGAGGGCGGCUACAGCGACCGCGCACUCUUCUCCGGUGUUCUAGGCCACUUGAGUGGUCUGGCCGGCUCGGAUCCCAUCACCACGUGCGACGAGGCCUUCCAGUCUGGCCUGGGAUACGAGAUGGGCAGCCGUCUUGGAGCUCUGUCCAUCAACGGGAAUGAAAAGGAGGCGGAUGUCAGACUAUCUGGUGCACCAUACGACCCUACAUGGUGGGCCUCUGCUGAGCUCGACCUGAUCGAAGCCGCCAUUGCGCCGCCACCACCGCCGCCAGAACCCAAGCCCGACCGGCCAUCGCACCCGGCCACCACCUAUUCGUCACCCACCGCCUCGUCCCAGGCCAAGGUCGUCGUCCACACCCCUAAGCUGCGGCGCAGCAUGUCCGGCCUGUCCUCUUCCUACGGCGCUGGCGGUGGUCUGGCCUCUUUGCCCUCGUCACGCCCGCCGUCACCGCCACCCCCACCACCUCCAGAAGUGCCUUGGACCACGGCCAUGCAUGAGCUCAGCAAGCUACUGAUUCCUACUGGCGAGUGCACCACUACAAGCUGCACCAUCGAGGACCUCUCAGCCGAGGCGACGCGCGCGCGCCGCGACCGCCAGAUCCAGCUAGGCACCAUUGACGUCGCCGUGCCCGCUGCCGCGUACUACUCGACUCCAGCAACGCCUAGCGGGCCCACGCGCGUGUCGAUGCGGGAGCGCAAGCAGGUCAAGCCUUUCGGCUCGUCUGUGGCCUCCACAGCCUCAGCCUCAACGUCAACCGUAAUCAAAGAAGAAGACCCUGAUCUGGACCGCAAGAACCGUCGCAGGACGAUUGGUGAUGCGGCCUCAGCCACCGCUACGCCCGUGGCUUCUACAAGUGCUCGUGGUGGUAGGCUCAAGACGACCGGUCGGCGCCUUAGCGCGGCCUCAGUCGUCCUCCCCAAGGACGACUUUGAUCUUCCUCCCGUGCCCGCCGUACCUGAUGUUUCUACGGCACCGACGUCUGUGUCAACCCGCCCCGCCACCGCCCACGGCAGUAGCACAACGGCUACACAGCCCGACUCGUCCAUGAGCGGUGCCCCACUCUCUGUACGCAAAGCACGGACGACCACCGCGACAGGAAAGACGCCACGCAAGAAGGCGGCCGCAGCGACAACAGCAAAACCGGCUUACAGCCGCAAGACGAGCACCAGUAGCACCAAUACCACGACAACCACGUCCACGGCACCGACCAACGAUGAACUCGACAAGCUGACGAGCGGUAUGCGCAAGAUCAAGAUCAAUGUUGUGACGACGGCACAAAAGGAAGCACGGGAGAAGGCGAAGCGAGAUGCAGCAGAGACGGAAAAACAGGCCUCAUCUUCGCAGACAACGUCACAAGCCGCUUCUUCCCGCGAGUCCUCGGCCGACUUGCCGGCCCCUGCGGCCGCAACGCCGCUGCACAGAAAGGUCGUCGACACGGCGUCCGCAUCGACGGCAGCGCCGCCUAGCACGCCGCUCGCCCAGACCAUUGGUGCCGCCCCGACAUUGCGCCUGACCGAGGCGGUUGAGGCGGAAGGCCCACCCCUCUCCGUGGAUACGGCAAUGGCCGGCUCCUCCAUUGCCGGCUCCGACGACCACUCGCCGCUGCUGACGCCGAGCACGGAGGGCGGUCUUGGCGGCGACCCAAUGGCCAGCUUCCCUGGUGUUUCUAUACCUGCGCCGGCACCGGCCGUCUUCAUUCCGUACCAGCCCGACGGCACACCCCAGCCACCCCGCGUACCGUCGCUGUCGGCUACGGCAGCGCCCCUCCAAUGGCUGCCUCCCAACGAAGUCAACACGCCUGGGGCAGUGGCAGCGACGCCGUCGCCUAUGAAGCGCGCCGACCUGCCCGUGUUCACGGCCACGUCAGCGAUCCCCUUCUUUGGCGGAGGCGGCGGCGGUGCCGCGUUGUCGUCGUCGCGGCCGAGCUCGGCAGGCCUGUCGGUGGCGUCGAAUUCGAAUUCGUCCCGGCCGGCUACGUCGUCUGGCACGCUACCACCAGCAUCGCCCACAAUGCGGCCGCGCUCGCCGACAAAGCUACCGCGCUCGCCGACCAGGUCGCCUCGGAAGAUGCAGAAGUAA